Messenger RNA from Cydia amplana, 2791 nucleotides. RefSeq lists its product as uncharacterized. Gene Ontology annotation, cellular component: intracellular membrane-bounded organelle; neuronal cell body; neuron projection. Gene Ontology annotation, biological process: protein localization to cell surface; synaptic transmission, cholinergic. The record is from RefSeq and is a predicted model, not a curated record. Lineage: Eukaryota; Metazoa; Arthropoda; Insecta; Lepidoptera; Tortricidae. The coding region runs from base 606 to 2693 and encodes 695 amino acids. The transcript has 13 exons.
CCAAGGCAUUUUUUUCUAGGAUUUUUCUCUUUUAAAUAAUGACAAUACGUACAAAGAGUGUCUAAUUAGUAUUCAUCUGAGCGUAUGCAGUCCUCGACGCGGUGGGGACGGGUUAUUAGCCGGUGCCGCCUCCGCGCCCGGCCAUAUUGUUCCGACGCCUGGCUCGAGCGCCGCCGCCGGCCGCCGCGCCAAACGCUCCUCCGACUAACGCUAAUUCGCUCUGUCAAUAUUUGAACUGUAGUGCCGCUCCGACGAUUUCACCAGAAGAAGCCGAGCCGGUGGCUGGGAAGGCAAGAUGUCGGCAUAGCUGAUUGACGUUGAUAUACGGCUGUGUCACAUCGAGCCAGCUCAAUCCACCGGCGUUCUACUCUCGAAGAUCCUGGUUGCACCCUAGCGAAGAAGGAAUUCGGAUCGCUCCCGAGUCGCGUUCCGCGCCCGCCCGGAGAGGGCGCUUUCGCUUUGACAGCUGUCAUCGAGCUUUCUCGUGCGGGCGGCCGUGGGACGAGUCGAGUAAAAUUUUUAUUUAUAUCACACACGACGAUGUUCCCGUAGAGUGCGACCGGCUGUGUACGUGCGACGAAACGAUACGAAAACACGACGACAGAAUGGCGAACGAGGUCAACGAGGAGGCUUUGGGGCCGCGGAAGACGAUGUUCGUUCUAGUGAUUGUUGUGGGGUGUUUCGCGGUGCUGUGGCCUAGGAUCCUGUCGCCGCUGAUGCUGGGCCAGGGGCCGGUGAAGCCAAACCAGCUCGACCGGGACGCAGGAUGCUGCGAAGUCAUCUUCGAAUCAGAAAUGGCCGUCCUCGAGUUAGUAAACGAAGUAUGCAGCUCUGCCGUUGGAAAAGACGGCUUAUUGUCUCCAUACGCUGCGGCUGAAUGCCGAAAGACUGUCAACGAGACUUGCGGGCUGGACAUAGCUGCAUUCUUGAAAAGAACUGAUAAUGUUGGGAAGUCAACCAAAGUGCUACUGAAUACAAUGAAAGAUAGUAACAGCUCGUGCUUGAAGGAGCAUUUCGGAGUGCCUGUUUGGAGUCUCGGUGCACACACUGCGCUCAACUUUUGGGCAAUACAGGAUGACACCGUGAAGCAGGAGCGUUCACCAAUCCUCGGCGCCGGGCCGCACCCGGCGCUGCGCGAGCGCGGCCGCGCCAUCCCCCCCGGUGCGCCCACGCCCCCCUCGCGCGGGCCUGUGCCCAUGCCCCCGCACGCAAGGGUAAUACGGUCGCCUUUGUCUGUGUACUUUGACGUGGAUAUCAAGCCUCCACCGAUUCCGGGCAUGCGGCCGCCGCUGGGCUCCCCUGGCGGACCGGUACCGGCCCCCAAGUCUUCCAUGGGCUUCGUGAUGCCAAUCUACACCAUCUGCAUCAUCGUGUUCUUCGUCUACACGCUGAGCAAGAUCCUGUUCAAGAGGACUGGCUCCAUCCCCUAUGAGCACGUGGCUCCCGACCCUCAGUUCCGCCGCAGAGUCUUCAGGGAUGACUCCAGGGCUUCACCUGAUUCUAAACUGGGACCUAAAGAAAGGGACGCAAGGGACGUGGAAUUGGAAGCGCUGAGGGCGCGACUCGAGGAGACCGAGCGAGCCAUGCAAAGGAUCGUCGGCCAGCUCGCCAAGCGAGACGCGGAACCUCAAGAAAACCACACACGUCCAUACACAAAUGGUUCCGUUCACAGCUCGCCUAUUAUCAUAGCUAAGGAGAAGACUCCAGAACCAGAAGUUGAACCGAAAGAACCGAGUCCAGAAAAAGAAGCAUCUCUUGAACCGGCAGAACCGAGUCCAGAGAAAGAGGCAACCCGUGAUCCGAGCCUAGAAAAAGAGGCUUCCCCUGAACCGGCAGAACCGAGUCCGGAAAAAGAGGCUUCCCUUGAACCGGCAGAACUGAGCCCAGAGAAAGAACCUUCCCCUGAAUUGGCUGAACCAACCCUAGAAAAAGAGGCUACGCCUGAACCUGAACCUAAAGAACCAAGCCCUAAAGAACUGACACCAGAACCAGAAGAAUCAGAGGAAGAAUCACUAGAAAAAGAACCAGAACGUGGCCAUCUCGAAGAAGAUUUGCUGAAACUGUCAGAAGACAUUAAAGAAAAGAAGGAUAACUUGGCCAAGUCCACGAAAGACUUUUUGAACGAAGCUAGGGAAAAUGCGGAGAAGACUGUAGAAUUGCUGAAGGAGGCUUUGAAAGAAGAUUCUCCGGUGGAAGACGAAGACGAAGAGGAAGAGGAAGUUGAUCCUGAUAAGGAAGUCAGCGUUAAGGUGGUGGGGAUGGAGCUGACUGCGCACACGACGGGUCGCGCCCCCGCCCCCGCCCCCGUCCCCGCGCCCGCGUCCACGCCCGCUCGAUCGCACGAGGCCGACGAGGUGAAGUCCAUAUUCCUGGAGACCCAUAUCCCGCAGCAGUCGAGGGUGCUGGUGGCCGAUUUCGAGGACAGAGCCAAGCCGCACAAGAAACAUGAACCGACGGUGGUUAGCGGCAAGAUGACGCUGUCUCUGAUCCAAGACGCGCCUCAGGAGCAGGACUUGGCCGAAAUCGACCCAGAAUCGACGAUGGAUGACUUCAGCACAGCUAGUGCCAUGACGCAGCCGGUUGCAGAGAAAGAGGGGGAAUCGUCAGGCGAGGAGAUCGAAGAGGAAAUAGAAAUAGAAGAGAUCGAGGAGGAAGAAGAUGAACCGAAUGAGGAGCCGAAAGAGCAGAAAUGAACUGAUUUACUCUAGUCGUGGGAACGAUCUGAUUUGAACCUUAUUAGACAUUACACACGGUUGUUAUUUGCUUACUAUAAUUUGUUAACAUUUCUAGU